UGACCUGAAAGAAAGGCUGAUGCUUAAUGACUGAGCCACCCAGGUGCCCCUCCCCUUUUUUUCCCAAGACAGAAUGAGCAUGGGGGGGGGGGGCAGACUCCCCACUGAGAGCAGAGCCCAAGGUGGGACUCAGUCUCCUGCCCCUGAGAUCAUGACCUGAACCGAGAUCAAGUUAGAUGCUUACCCUACUGAGCCACCCAGGUGGCCUGUAGUUACCUUUUAAUGAAACAGGCACAGAAUAUGUCCUUUGGACUUAGGGUCAUACUGGGACCCCACAGAAGAAACCUUUAGGAACUUUGGUCCUUGCUCCUAGAAUUGCCUCUGUCACUGAUAGAAGGCAGGAGAACCAGGAUUCUCUUAAGCUCUCCGGGGCAACAGGCAAGGUGACCAAUCAAGUCCUAGGCCUGGGGUGUGUUGUUGGAGGUGAAAGUGUUGCUAGGACUACUGAAUCCUGGGUGACUGACCAGACAGAAGGGAGAUCCUGCUUCACGUCCUGAGCCUGCGUCCCGCCAGCUUGUGGACAUGUCUGUGAGAAAGGUGACAAAAGUCGAACAGGAUUUUCAAAGGGUCCUGGGAUUUAAGAAGAUGGCAGACAGGUGGCGAAACUCGCAGGCUCGCUGUCUGUGGCAGACGACGCUCAGCCAGAGGAGAAACCUGAACGCUACCGCGAGGUUGCAGGACACCCUGGGACAGGAGUUAGCGCUGGCCCACAGGCAACUCCUGACGGCCCGUCGCGCGGCCCUGCGCGCGCUGCUGGAAGCGGAGCAUCGCCGGUGGCGCCGGGAGCUGGGCGCGGGCGGCGGAGCGCGCGGCGCGGAGAGGCUCUGAGCGCGUCUGCAGCGGCGGAGCGCGCGGCGCGGACGGACGCGCGUCCCUCGGCCCCGAGUGCCCGGAUCUCAACACUGUUCGUUCGUGGCCAUAAACCCGAGAGCGGCUCCGUGGGUCGUGCUCCCGCC
Messenger RNA from Mustela lutreola (European mink), 956 nucleotides. It is a transcript of the gene CFAP141, whose product is annotated as cilia and flagella associated protein 141. Bases 523 to 828 code for a protein of 101 amino acids. The transcript is spliced from 4 exons. The record is from RefSeq and is a predicted model, not a curated record. NCBI's taxonomy places the organism in Eukaryota, Metazoa, Chordata, Mammalia, Carnivora, Mustelidae.